GACCAACAAACUGCACUCUGGUCGUGGAUCCCGUUGGAAUGGUAAGCCCGGAAAGUCCAAGACGCUUGUAGAACUGCACCCAGCCGCAGCGAAUCUCCGGCCGAGGCACACGGGCGUCUUCCAAGAAUACCAUCGGAAAGCGCACCGGCAAGUAAAAAGGUUCGUGGUUCUGCAAGGAUUCUAUUGCAUUAUCGUUCGACUUCUCCUUCCACCCGGCAACAUCUUCAUCGGAAUAGUUUAAAUCCGAAAAAAGCGAAAAAGUGCUAUAACCUUAAAACACCUUGAUUCUGGUGCGAAAAUUGUCAGCAUAUCGAAAAAGUGAAAAUGAUUUCGCCUUGAAAAUGGCGUAUUAUAGAGAGUUGUACAAACACGAGGCUAUUCUGGCGAUAUGUCGCUCUGAGCGGCUACUCUCAAAGCACCAGGAAAUGCUUGAAAGUAUUUUCGCCGAGAAGGAAGAACUCGGUUCUUCCUACUGGUUGGCGAGAAUCUCUUCGCCGGUGGUCGCCGCCAUCGGCUGUGCCGGUAUAAUCAUGCCCAGCUUGCUCGGAUGCAGCCGUCCAAGUUCAGCCGUCGCCGCAGUAAUUGCUGUACCAGUACUGGCCACCAUCGCAUAUAACACCCUGAUGUACAAAAAGGAGUUUCUUGCUUUGGUCGCUUUUAUGAAUGAGCUAGAUGCGUUUGAUACAGCAGCAACGAGGGUCUUCGUCUACUAUGACGAGAUUAGUUCCUACGAGCACGAGCUGCUACGUGCUACUGCCACUCGCGCGUUGACUGUUUGUGUACGUGGUAUGCGAGCCGUCGCUGGAAGUCUGUAUGAUUUGGGUAGAUCGCUCGAAUCCUUCACAGAUCUCGCUAAAGCGUACGAGCAUGUGUAUGGCCCGCUGGAAGGACGCGAAUAUUUCUACGAGUCAAAUGUCGAAAAUAGCCCCGAACAGCUGCUGCUAGAUGCAAAGAAGCGGCGAAAAGUGUUGUUGUAUCUGCAAUCGAUGUGUUUGUACAGGUGGGGGCUGGCUAUCGCCAGCGGCUCAGACCUCGGAAAGGCACGCAUUACUCUCUUCAAGGCGAUGACCGUCCUACAGCAGUCGUCGAAGAACGUGACGGCAAUGUUCCUUCCGAUGCCCCAAGAGAGUACAUUCUGUACAUCUCCAGCAUCCAAAAAAGUAGCAUCACUGAAAGCUCGAGCGUUGGCAGUUACGACGAACUUGACUGCGACCCAGCAGAUAUUAACGAUUCUGGUCGAUACGUUGCAACAGGUAGCAAAUGAUUACCUGCGAGACGGUUCCGAGCAGCUGAAGUUGACAGCGGGCCUGUUGUCGGCAGUCCGGCAGAGUACUGAGCGUCAGCUUCAGGACAUUGCUGAACUGGAGAGCGACGUGGCCCGUCUCAUCUCACCGAAUGGAUUUAACCCAAAGAGCACACGAACAGAGCCACGAAUGAUCGAAGCUGAGGAAGACAUCGACGAUGAAAUAACAGUCCCCGCUGGUAUCACAGAUACUAUGUUCCCUGAAGAUGAGUUUUUCCUACAUACAGAAUCAGCAUUGGAUUCUGCUUCAACAGCUGGUGUAAAUGCGGGUCACGAGAACGAAGAACCACCGGUCGAGCAGGUGGACAAAAGCACGCAGCGCAACUAUCGAACUGUGCUGAAGCAGCUGCAUGGCAAACUGCAACCGAUCAACCAAGAGUUUAAGGUGCGCGAGCAGCGCGCACUGCAGCGUAAAGGUAUAACGGCCUCGCUAGAUAAUGUCUCGGUUGGUGAAGCGGAAGAGGAUUGCGAUGCCAUGUCGAUCUGCUCUUUUAACUCGGAUGAUGACGAUUUGCCCCGCAAGCGCACCAAUUAUCAGCAGCGCUACCAAGAUGCUAUCGAGCAGCUGGCCGCAAAACCGCAAAUCAAUCUGUUUCCCAGUGUUGCGAUAGGUUUCGCACCAGCAGUAUCGACUGUGGAAGAGAAUAUUCUAGAGUAAGACACAGUGAUUGUUAACUAUUUACCAUUGAACCAAGUUCUUUGGCCUUAGCGUGUUCUGACCGCCCUGAAUUUCGGCACGACUGAUACUUGCAUCUACGAUGCUACUGCCUUCUUAAUUAACGUAUUGUUUAAUAAGUCAUAUACGUCAUUGAACGUUCAGCACCUUCGGCUCCUCCGAUGGGAAACCUUCGCGUCCAAAGUGUUCUGGUGCGCUAGUAGAAUGGAGUGCGCAGCUUCAGAUCAGCCACGGCGGCACUAGACCAACAAACUGCACUCUGGUCGUGGAUCCCGUUGGAAUGGUAAGCCCGGAAAGUCCAAGACGCUUGUAGAACUGCACCCAGCCGCAGCGAAUCUCCGGCCGAGGCACACGGGCGUCUUCCAAGAAUACCAUCGGAAAGCGCACCGGCAAGUAAAAAGGUUCGUGGUUCUGCAAGGA
Molecule: messenger RNA, 2399 nt
Organism: Anopheles aquasalis
Lineage: Eukaryota; Metazoa; Arthropoda; Insecta; Diptera; Culicidae
Source: RefSeq, a predicted model, not a curated record